GCUGCAGAGACAAACGACUAGCUCCAUUGUUAAGGGACCUCAUUCAAACUCCCAAUUUUAGAGUAGUAGUUGUUGAAGAUUGUGAAACAGUUGAGGUGUGUGGUGCAUUGAAGAAUAUUGUGGCAUGCGCUGCUGGUUUUGUAGAUGGCUUGGGAUUAGGUGACAAUACAAAAGCAGCUGUUAUCAGAUUAGGAUUAAUGGAAAUGGUUAAAUUUGUAGACACAUUCUACAGUGGUUCAAAACUUGGAACAUUCUUUGAAAGUUGCGGUGUAGCAGAUUUGAUAACUACUUGUUAUGGUGGAAGAAAUCGCAGAGUUUGCGAACAAUACGUUAAAAGUGGCAAAACUAUUAGACAACUCGAAGAAGAACUUUUAGGUGGUCAAAAAUUGCAAGGACCAGCCACGGCUGAUGAAGUCAAUGGAAUGUUGAAAAAUCGCAAUCUAACGGAGAAAUUUCCUUUAUUCACUGCAGUACAUCGCAUCUGUACCGAUCAAAUAAGACCGGCAGACUUACUUGAUCAAAUUCGAAAUCAUCCUGAACAUAUGUUU
Molecule: messenger RNA, 548 nt
Organism: Habropoda laboriosa
Lineage: Eukaryota; Metazoa; Arthropoda; Insecta; Hymenoptera; Apidae
Product: glycerol-3-phosphate dehydrogenase [NAD(+)], cytoplasmic-like
Exons: 3
Biological process (GO): glycerol-3-phosphate metabolic process; carbohydrate metabolic process
Cellular component (GO): cytosol; glycerol-3-phosphate dehydrogenase (FAD) complex
Molecular function (GO): glycerol-3-phosphate dehydrogenase [NAD(P)+] activity
Source: RefSeq, a predicted model, not a curated record